CACCUCUCACUCGAAUAAUUUGAAUUUAUGGGCCUCCUAUAAGUCAUCCAACACCAUAUUCUAAGCCCAUCAGUUUUCUUCAUCUCUCUGCUCGUGGUUCAUCUGCGCCGCCGUCUUCGCGGUGAUAGUGUUGGUUAAGGAUGGAUGUUGUGACUUCUGCCGUUGAAACAAAUGCCCCUGAAAAGAAUGUAUCUCAGUGGGAGUUCAGCUGUGAUUUGGAAGUAGACUACAAAUCUGAGGAAAAUGCUUCCAUCAUAUAUUCCGCACUGGCUAUUGACAAGGAGCUGCAACCAGAUAAAGUUAGGCGAUUGAUGUCUGUCUCAAACGGGAAACUUUCAGUGCGGUUUGAAGCAACUGAAGCUAGAUUUCUUCGCGCAUCUUACAGCGCCUUUGUGGAUGCUCUUACACUGGCUACUAAAACAAUUGAGCAAUUUGGUAAAGGCAUGGAAGUAUAACAUGAUCUUCAAACUCAAAACCAUUUCAUGUGUGUUCUUAGUGUUAUGAACAACAAUAGAUAUUAUUUUUUGUAUUCGGUAGAUGCAUAUUUAUUUCUAUACACUAUGAAACCUAUAAUGAGAAGGAUCUUCGUAUCAAAUGUCUCAA
Molecule: messenger RNA, 603 nt
Organism: Helianthus annuus (common sunflower)
Lineage: Eukaryota; Viridiplantae; Streptophyta; Magnoliopsida; Asterales; Asteraceae
Exons: 5
Coding region: 141-455 (104 amino acids)
Cellular component (GO): EKC/KEOPS complex
Source: RefSeq, a predicted model, not a curated record